AUGCACAGUGGCUCAGAACAGCUUGAAAAGGAGAGCUGGCUGCUUUCAGAUGGUAGCGGAGCCCUCCCCAGGGCGAUGAAGCUACCAUGCAGCACAAAUCGAGAAAGUGUAACAAGUUUUCCCGUCGGCAUGCUCACCCUGAUAGCAAUGGUGGUGAUGACAGCUGGCGAGGUUGACUAUGUGGCGAAGCACCAUUGGAUGAAUGGCCCUGCUAGCCUCAGCAGAUGUGCCAAGAUGGAAAACAACAAGACUAUGGGCUUCAGAGGCAUGAAUUCGAUGUGGGCUGAUUGUACCCACCAGGAAGAACAUGAAGGUGAACCUACGGAACUGGCUUGUGGCAACGCCAGGCAUGGAACAGUUUGCCAUGAACUUGGAGUUCAAGUCUUCAAGGCAUGUGGUGGCGACUGGCAUGGUUCACAUGUACGUGGAGUUCAAGUCUUUACGGCUGAGAUGUUGGAAGAGCUCAAGCUUCAAGUCCUUGGGAGACGCAACAGCGUGAACGCCUCUGAGGAAAAGAUGCCAGAUUGCGGUGCUUUUGCAAUGGAGAUGAACGUGGAGCAGGCAGUUGGUGUCGAAUGCAAUCAAUGCUGUGAGUUGGCAGCCCUGAACAACUACAGCUUGGACAAUGUGACCUUCGAGCCCUACAUUGAGUUUGGCAUGGCAUUCAUGAACAUGCAGUUCGAGGUGAUGGGCUACAUGGUGAACUACGUCAAGGAGACCUACAUCAAUAUGUAUGACACCAUUAUGAACUUUGACUCCACCAAGUUCAUGGAGUUUUGCGCUGCAGUGGUGGCAAUGGUGAUGAUUGGCAUGAGGCAAACCUUCGAACUCAUGUCUGUCGAGAUGGUAUGGAGCAGCUGGUUAGCAACGAUGGCAAUUUGCUACAUGAUGAGCCACUUGGGCCUGCUGGUGACGAGAAACCCAACAAGUAGAUUGGGGAAGCGACGUUGUGGAGUUCAACGCGGACAAAUGAAGUUGCAGUUGAAGGCAUUGGUGUUUGCGUCAGUUGAUGGUGCCGUGGACAAGACCAAGGUGCAGUUGCGUGAUUGUCAAGGUGAACAGUUACAAGUUGCAGGCGUGAAGACAGCUAGUUUGGUGCUGCAAGACGAAGAUGGCAGUCAAGCUGAGUUGGAAACGCAAUUUGUGGUGAGUAGAAGGUUUCUGGAAAUGGAUGAACCAUUUGGACGCAUUGCAGAAGUUGACACAUAUGCUGGAGGUGAAUCGGUGACAAUUCUCACCAUUGUUUCCAAGGUGAAUCAGAACUUGGUCGACUUUGGUGGUCUUCUCGAUCAAGGUGGACAGCAAUUGGAAGUCAUGUGCGAGCCUGGACUGCCUACUGCUUCAGGAGGUGAAGAAGUUGAAGGAGCUGACAUGGAAGAUGGAGAUGAAGGUAUUCAAGGUCGCGACAUCCCUGAAUUUCAACAGCUUGGUCCUGUUUUGGUCGAAGAGCAAGCAGCUGACAAGAUUGUUGUGGGAGAGAUGGAACUGACAGCAAGAUCUUCAGUGGAAAGAUUGCGACAGGCAGCUCGAUAUCUACGUGUCUCAGCAUCUGGUUCCAAACAGAAGAUUUUCCAAAGAAUCAAAGAAGCACAUCUCACUGCUUUGAAGAUGAGUGCGUUGGAAAUUGCAAGACAGGAGUAUGAAGCUCUGGACCCCAAACCCAGGUUUGCAGAUGCACCAAAACAACCGAGUGCAAUGGAACGCAAGAUGCACGAGGUUGAUCUUUUUGCAAUGCCAAACAGCAUGGGUGUUUUGCUUAUGGUUGAUGUUUGGACGAAGUACAUUGGUGUGGAGCCAUUGCGCAACAAAAAUGCUGGUGUCAUUGGUGCAAUCAUAGCCCGGUUUCUGUCAAAUUUGUCCUACUUUGACACGAUCGAAAUUUCAUAUGACAAUGAACCAGUGCUUGCAGCAGGUGUCAAAAUGGCUCAGGUGAUACGCUCAAACCAAGGUCUUCCAAUGGUACUUCAACCUGGCAAGAUGUACUCCAAGUCACGUACAAGCCUAGCAGAGAGGUCAAUUCAGACUGUGCGUGCUCAGAGUAAAUGUCUCAUUGCCUACAUCGAGGACAAGAUGCAGAUGAAGUUGGCAGAAGAUCACGUACUUAGAGGAUGGGCAAUGGUGCAUGCUGGAUGGUUGCUGAACAGAUAUCAUUUGACAUCGAGCAGUGGCAUCACGGCAUACAUGGCUGUGCGUGGAAGGCCAUACAAAGGUCGUGUUUGUGCGGGUGAAGAGGCCUAUGCACUUGACAGUCUUCAGCAGAAGUAUCAAUGUCAAUGGAGAAAAGGAUGUUGGCUGACAAAAGACGAGGCUGACCAUGACAUCGUGGCCGUUGGUGAUCAGAAGCAAGGUGAAGCAGUACUCCAAUAUGCCAAAGAACACCCGGAAGAAGACGCAGAAGAGGAAAUGGAUUCCCACAAAGGCGGGGCAUUGUCAAAUCCUGCCGAUGUUCCUCCUCAUGAACUUCAAGGAGAAACUGGUGGUGCCGUGGCUUUCACUGAUGCAGAGAUGGAUGAACUGAUUCAAGCGACUGAGAAAAGAGACAGAGAAACCGAACUCAAGCUUCCAGUUGGUGUGAGACAGCGUGUGGCUGAAGCUGAAGCAACAAAGAGGAGCACAGAAAAGCAAUCAUCGAGUUCAGCAAAAUUUGUGAAAUUUGACCAUACUGCAACUGAGCAACAGAAGUCCAAACAGCAAAAGGCCGAGAUGUACAGUCCCACAUUCGCAGGUGAAAUUUCAGCAAGUCCAACAUCUGGCAGUGGUCAUGUGCGACAGGUGACCGAGGAGAUUGAGUUGUACGAGGAAGAUGAACCUGAGAUCAACAUUCCUCUUGAAACAUGGGACUGGGACGUGAACGAUCAGUUGUUGGAUGGUGAAUUUUCGCAGUUUGAAAUUUCCCCAGAGGAGAAGAAGCGUCGUGGCUUUCACAAUGAGGAAACUGGUCCUCCCAAUGUUUGUGCCGAAGAACUUGCAUGGUUGGACAAGCAAGCGAUGUUCACAGAGUUGGAGCGUUUGAGAAAGCUUGAUGUGAUUGGUGAUGUCCAAGAAGGAGUUGACGUUGAACAAACACUUCAUUUGGACACAAAACUUGUCAGAGAUUGGAGAUAUCGAUCUGGUUGCUGGACAAGACGUGCGAGAAUGGUGGCCAGAGAAUUUCGUGGACAAUGUGCCUCAACAGAAGAAACAUUCAGUCCAACAACACCGCUGAUGAUGGUGAAGGUGUUGAUUGGGUGA
Cladocopium goreaui is the source of this 3231-nucleotide messenger RNA. The record is from the annotation of a GenBank genome assembly. Lineage: Eukaryota; Dinophyceae; Suessiales; Symbiodiniaceae.